Molecule: messenger RNA, 1583 nt
Organism: Hemicordylus capensis (graceful crag lizard)
Lineage: Eukaryota; Metazoa; Chordata; Lepidosauria; Squamata; Cordylidae
Gene: TRMU
Product: tRNA mitochondrial 2-thiouridylase
Exons: 11
Coding region: 123-1382 (419 amino acids)
Biological process (GO): tRNA wobble position uridine thiolation
Cellular component (GO): mitochondrion
Molecular function (GO): sulfurtransferase activity
Source: RefSeq, a predicted model, not a curated record
GGGGCGGGCAAGGCAGUACUUCUCUUCCCCUUUGUGAUCUCAACUCCUCCCAGGGGCGGUCCUGUCCCAUCCCUGGCUGGCUAGCUGGCUGGGACUAGCCGAGGGAGGAGGAAGAGAGCAAGAUGCUGGGGGCUGCGGGCCGGCACGUGGUGUGCGCUUUGUCAGGCGGGGUGGACAGCGCGGUGGCGGCUCUGCUGCUGCGGCGGAAAGGAUACCAAGUGACUGGGGUUUUUAUGAAGAACUGGGACACUGUGGAUGAAACAGGCAUUUGUUCUGCUGACAGAGACUGUGAAGAUGCUUAUAGAGUUUGUCAGAUACUAGACAUUCCAUUUCAUCAUGUUUCCUAUGUAAAAGAAUAUUGGAAUGAUGUGUUUAGUUACCUUUUAAAUGAAUAUGAAUUGGGAAGGACUCCUAAUCCUGAUAUUAUAUGUAAUAAGUACAUCAAAUUCAACUAUUUCCUGAACUAUGCUUUGGAUCAUCUUGGAGCAGAUGCAAUUGCAACUGGACAUUAUGCGAGGACUUCCCUGGAAGAUGACGAAGUAUUUCAGCAAAAAUACAUACAAAGGCCUCAAGGACUUUUCAGAAAUAGAUUUGAAGUAAGAAAUGCUGUAAAACUCCUCCGAGGAGCUGAUCAUGUCAAAGACCAGACGUUCUUUCUCAGUCAGAUUUCACAAGAAGCCUUGCGGAGAACCAUCUUUCCUCUAGGAGAGUUGACCAAAGACUUUGUAAAGAAGAUAGCAGCGAAACACCACCUUCAUCAUGUGCUGCAGAGAAAAGAGAGUAUGGGAAUCUGUUUCAUUGGGGUAAGAAAUUUUGAAAAGUUCAUUCUUGAGUAUUUAGAACCACGUCCAGGCAAUUUUGUUUCCAUUGAAGAUAACACAGUCAUUGGAACACACAAGGGUUGGUUCUUGUAUACGUUUGGCCAGAGAGCCAGGAUAGCAGGUCUCAGAGAUUCCUGGUUUGUUGUCGAUAAAAAUGUAACCUCUGGGGAUGUCUUUGUGGCACCCUCUACAGAUCACCCUGCACUCUACAGAGAUGUCUUGAGGACAAACAGAGUGCACUGGAUUGCUGAGGAACCACCCGCAGACCUGGUUCGGGACAGAAUGAUGGAGUGCAGUUUCCGUUUCCAACACCUGAUGGCGCUAGAACCCUGCACAUUAACUCUAAAUCAGGAUGGGACCGUAUGGGUGACGCUGGUGAAGCCAAUAAGGGCUCUGACACCAGGCCAGUUUGCUGUUUUCUACAAGGGUGACGAAUGCCUUGGCAGUGGGAAGAUUCUGAGAUUGGGUCCGUCAAUGUAUACUUUGCAGCAAGGCAAAGCCGGAGAAAAGGUGGCGAAGAUUGUGCCAGCUGAUGAGGUCAAGGUUGAGCCAGCCACAUGACUGCCUGCUUUCUGAUUAAUACAAAGACUGGGUUGGAUAAAAUAUAUGUGUUUGUUUGUUUUAAAAAGACCUUUCUGUCUUGAGCAGAUAUGUGGUGGAUGCACGUGAAAGUAUUUGAUCUGCGUUUGGCAGAUAUUUUCACAGGUAAAUUAAGAUUGUGCUUCCAAGUUUUGUGUAAUUAAAAUAUUUUUGACAUGGUAA